UAUACCCAUCCGCUGCUGCGACUUCCAUCCACUCUCCAACGAGCCCUCUCUAAGAAGUAUCCCCUCUGAACGGCAUCUCUGAACAACCAGUCAAAGAUGGCGGCCCGGGUCGUUAUAUUUUUCAAGACCAUGCAGGCAGCUCGCUGCCCCACAGACGAGCUGUCACUCACCAACUGUGCUGUGGUGAGCGAGAAAGAUCUGCAGUCAGGACAACAUGUGACCGUAAAGACCACCCCCAACCACAAGUUUGUGUUCACGGUCAAGAGCCACACCACUGUGGUCCCUGGGACGAUCGCCUUCAGUCUGCCUCAGAGGAAGUGGGCGGGUCUAUCCAUUGGCCAGGAAGUUGAAGUCGCCAACUACAACUUCGACAAGUGCAAGCAGUGCAUCGGGUCCAUGACGGUGGAGAUCGACUUCCUGCAGAAGAAGAGCACCGACUCCUCGGCCUACGACUCCGACAAGAUGGCCGCCGAGUUCAUCCAGCAGUUCAACAACCAGGGCUUCUCCGUCACACAGCAGCUGGUGUUCAGCUUCUGCGACAAGCUGUUCGGUCUGGUCAUCAAGGACAUCGAGGCCAUGGACUCCAGCAUCCUGAAGGGGGAGAUGCCAACUGGCAAGAAGCAGAAGAUCGACGUGGGGCUGAUGGUGGGCAACAGCCAGGUGGUGUUUGAGAAGGCGGAGACUUCCUCCCUCACCCUGGUCGGCAAGGCCAAGACCAAGGAGGCCCGGCAGACCAUCAUCAACCCCGAGUGGAACUUUGAGAAGAUGGGCAUCGGUGGUCUGGACAGGGAGUUCUCAGACAUCUUCCGUCGGGCCUUCGCCUCCCGCGUCUUCCCCCCCGACAUCGUGGAGCAGAUGGGUUGUAAGCACGUGAAGGGCAUCAUGCUGUUCGGACCCCCGGGUUGCGGUAAGACCCUGAUGGCCCGGCAGAUCGGUAAGAUGCUGAACGCCCGCGAGCCCAAGAUCGUCAACGGCCCCGAGAUCCUCAACAAGUACGUGGGCGAGUCGGAGGCCAACAUCAGGAAGCUGUUUGCCGACGCCGAGGACGAGCAGAAGAGGCUCGGAGCCAACAGCGGCCUCCACAUCAUCAUCUUUGACGAGCUGGACGCCAUCUGCAAGCAGAGAGGCACGGGCGCCAGCAGCACGGGCGUGCACGACACGGUGGUCAACCAGCUGCUGUCCAAGAUCGACGGCGUGGAGCAGCUCAACAACAUCCUGGUCAUCGGUAUGACCAACAGGCCUGAUCUAAUAGACGAUGCCCUGAUGAGACCUGGCCGGUUUGAGGUCAAGAUGGAGAUCGGCCUGCCCGAUGAGAAGGGCCGUGUUCAGAUCCUCACCAUCCACACCAAUAAGAUGCGAGGCUUCGGCCUGCUCUCCGGGGACGUGGACAUCCCCGAGCUGGCCGCCGAGACCAAGAACUACAGCGGCGCAGAGCUGGAGGGGCUGGUCCGGGCCGCGCAGUCCACCGCCAUGAACCGCCACAUCAAGGCUACGUCCACGGUGGAGGUGGACAUGGAGCGGGCGGAGAAGCUGCAGGUCAGCAGGUCUGACUUCAUGGGAUCCCUCAACAACGACAUCAAGCCGGCGUUCGGCACCAACCAGGAGGACUACGCCAGCUACAUCAUGAACGGCAUCAUCAAGUGGGGCGACCCCGUCACCUCGGUGCUGGACGACGGCGAGCUGCUGGUGCAGCAGACCAAGAACAGCGACCGCACGCCCCUUGUGUCCGUGCUGCUGGAGGGCCCCCCCCACAGCGGUAAGACCGCCCUGGCAGCUCAGAUCGCUGAGGACUCAGAGUUCCCCUUCAUCAAGAUCUGCUCCCCGGACAAGAUGAUCGGCCACUCGGAGAUCUCCAAGUGCCAGGCCAUCAAGAAGGUGUUUGACGACGCCUACAAGUCCCAGCUGAGCUGCGUGGUGGUGGACGACAUCGAGCGCCUGCUGGACUACGUGCCGAUCGGCCCGCGCUUCUCCAACCUGGUGCUGCAGGCCCUGCUGGUGCUGCUGAAGAAGCCCCCCCCCAAGGGCAGGAAGCUGCUGAUCAUUGGGACCACCAGCAGGAAGGACAUCCUUCAGGAGAUGGAGAUGCUGGACGCCUUCAGCACCACCAUCCACAUCCAGAACAUCUCUACCGGCGAGCAGCUGGUCGACGCCCUGGAGCUGCUGGGCAGCUUCACAGAGAAGGAGCGAGCCAGCAUCGGACACCAGCUGAAGGGGAAGCGAGUGUGGAUCGGCAUUAAGAAGCUGCUGAUGUUCAUCGAGAUGUCCCUGCAGAUGGCCCAGGAUUACCGAGUGACCAAGUUCCUGACGCUGCUCAGAGAUGAGGGCUCGCUGAUUGAAGGCGAUCAGAUCCGAAUAUAGGCGGUGUGUCACUGUCCACUGCGGCCGGGCCUGCUACGAGUAGAGAGUAGAGGAGGAGGAGGAGGAGGAGGAGGAGGAGGAGGGCUCCGAUGGGACCGACCGUCCAAGCGCGACGUGCGAGGAAGGGAAAGGAGCGACCUUUCCGCCCACCCGGCCCACCGCGGCCCAGGGAUCCACGCACACGCCUCCACCCUCCACCUGUGGGCCCGCCGGGGGUCAGAGGGCGGAGAAGCAGCGGCCUGACUUCCUAUUAGCAUGUUAUGAGCAUCCAGUCCCAGCCAAGACCAACCCGCCCCGCCUCCUCGUCUCCAUGCCGACAGAUUGACAGCCCAAAUUGACAUAUCACUGAAACCUGUUGAGAAUUGUGCUUUUACUGUUUAAGAACAUCAUGUAUAAUAUAUCUAUCGAUAUAUCUAUCGAUAUAUAUAUAUGGAUAGAUACAUACUGAUAUUUGAAAAAGGAUAUCACAAAAAAGGUUAAAUAAAGUGCUGUCUUGUGCGUUGUGCAUUGAAAAUAAAUAGUAGCCAUGUAUGUUUUUAGCUUCCCGUAUUUGUUGUAGCAUAUAUCUCUUGUGCCCGCCGCGAGUUAGAGUUUGGUCAAUAUGUUCAUGCUCUUAUGCAACCUUAGCCAGGCCAUAGGGUUUAUACGUGGUAUACUGAUGACUGGAAACCUCAAACCCGCUCACAUUUCCACCUCUCAACCCCGCCGGAGUCGGACGUGAAGUGUGUCGGGACAAAAAUAUACAUAAAAACGAAAUGUUGUUUUAACGUGUAAAUGUAAACCCUUUAAAUGUAUUUAAGAAAACAAUUCUUGUUUGUAUAUAGUAUAUAAAUAUAUAUAUUAAAAAUACAGUGUAUAAAACAAAGUGAUUCAAAAAAUGGAAAGACAAUUGAGUACCUAGGACAUAUUUCGGUGUGAUGCUCCUACCGGUCGCUUCGAGGGACGUUGAGUCUGCUGUUCCAGAGUACCUUGUGGAUUACUGAAGGUUGUCUGUGGCGUGCAGUGCAGUGCUAGGUAAAGUGAGGCAUCUUCAGUGUUUAGAUUCAAUUAAACAACACACACCUUUCCAGCACUUAUCGUGUGAAAAUGUUUUUUUUUUUUUUUACACGUGAUAGAUAUUCUUGUGCGAAAUAUUUAUUUGAAUCCAUGUUUCUCGAAGUGUAAGUGUGUGUGCGUGUGUGGCUGCGUGUAUGUGUGUGUGCAUGCGUGUAUUUUUCCCUAUAUGUAAGCUUCAGCAUGCGACUGUGUUGAGGGGAGUGUGUGUGUGUAAGUACAUUUCGGUUUUAUUCAGUUCAGCGUGACUAACGUGUGUUCUUUUCCUGCCCAUGUCAGUGGUCCGUGCUUAUUGUCCAACCGACGCUCUUUUUUUGUGUUCCAAACCCCUAACGAUUUAUGUGUGUGUGGGUGUAUUAUCAUGCAAGAUGUAUUAUUGCAAUAAAAUCACAGAUGCACAGGUAA
Gadus morhua (Atlantic cod) is the source of this 3816-nucleotide messenger RNA. RefSeq names its product N-ethylmaleimide-sensitive factor a (gene nsfa). Gene Ontology annotation, biological process: SNARE complex disassembly; Golgi to plasma membrane protein transport; intra-Golgi vesicle-mediated transport. Gene Ontology annotation, cellular component: Golgi stack. NCBI's taxonomy places the organism in Eukaryota, Metazoa, Chordata, Actinopteri, Gadiformes, Gadidae. Gene Ontology annotation, molecular function: ATP hydrolysis activity; ATP binding. The record is from RefSeq and is a predicted model, not a curated record. The transcript has 22 exons. Bases 97 to 2358 code for a protein of 753 amino acids.